CGCUGCGCAGUGACGCCAAGAACAAAACACAGAGCAGACAUACAGAAAGAGGGUGUUACUUGAAAUAAACAUUACACAAUCCAGGACGAGAAGAUCGCUUACAAGAAACGUAACAACAAAACCCCCAGACUCUUGAAAUUAAAACGGACAAUAUGCACAUGUGUACGCACUGAAAUAUACCGUCUAACGCAUAAACAGCAACUGUGUAUGUUUUGCGGUCCCAAAGCAGGGUUAAACCUGGAGGAUGUGAUACAUAAACACCAGAGGUCUACCAAGCAAUUAUAAGGUUAAUUUUGAUGGUGCAACAGCAAAAGAGCAAUCGAACAUAUGUUCUCCUCUCCUGAAAAACUUGGCUGUAGAUAUCAGGAAACUGUGUCCUGUGCUUAAGAUAGGUGCUGAAUGACUCAAUGAAAAAGAAAGGGACACGUGAAGAAAGCUGGAGAUAUCAACAUGAAGUUAUAUGUGUUUCUGGUCAACAAUGGCAAUACACUGACAUUUAACACUGAACUUGCUGUCCAAACUGUUGCAGACCUUAAGAAUGCUAUCCAGUCCAGAUAUAGGAUUGCACCUCAGAACCAAGUUCUUGUUGUCAAUGGCGGGGAGUGUAUGGUUGCAGAUAGACGUGUCUGCAGUUAUAGUGCUGGCACAGAUACAAAUCCCAUUUUUCUGUUCAGUAAGGAAAUGAUUUUCUGUGAUCGCCCUCCAACAAUACCUAAAACCACAUUUUCAGUGGAAAAUGACAUGGAUGCAAAGGUUGAAGAAUCACUCUUGAUGCCAGCUGUUUUUCACACCGUUGCCUCGCGAACACAACUUGCUGUGGAAAUGUUUGAAAUUGCCAAGAAGAUUUGUUCUUACUGUGAACAACAAGUUCACGACGAACAUCUCCAGCACCAAGGCUGGGCUGCUAUAAUGGCCAAUUUAGAUGACUGUACUCUGUCUCAUCAGAAGCUGCUGUUUAAAUUUGAAACUGCCUAUAUAAGUUACCAACAGAGUAUUGAAGAUAUCAAACAAAAACUUAACAACCUAGGUACAGCUGUAUCCGUUAUGGCAAAGAUUCCACUGUUGGAGUGCUUGACCCGCCACAGCUACAGAGAGAGUUUGGAAAGAUCAAGCUCACCUGCAGAGAAGGAAGGAACAGAAGAAGAAACCGAGGAGGAGAAAUCUUCAGAUUCGGUGCUAUGCCCUGGACAACCCAGAACUAGUAAUAAAUCAUCAGCAUCAUUUUCCAUAUCGGUAGAAAAUUCACCUCAGGACAGCAUAGCACAAGAAGACCAUGAAACAACGAAGAGCAGCAGUCCAAGGGCUGAACUGCAAGAUGCGGACUGCCAGGAGAAAAGUGAUCAGCCUUUGUUCAAUGUUUCCUUGUUAGACUGGAUAAAUGUACAAGACAGACCAAAUGAUGUUGAAUCUGUUGUGAGAAAGUGCUUUGACUCCAUCAACAGACUUGAUCCAAGAAUCAUUCAACCCUUUUUGGCAGAAUGUCGAGACACUAUUUCCAAAUUGGAUAAUCAAAAUAUGAAGGCCAUUAAAGGCCUUGAAGACAGAUUAUACGCUCUAGACCAGAUGAUUGCAAGCUGUAAGAAGCUGGUAAAUGAACAGAAGGAACUUGCUCAGGGAUUUUUAGCUAAUCAGAAGAGGGCUGAAAACCUGAAGGACACCUCAGUGCUGCCUGACCUUUGUUUGAGUCAUGCAAACCAAUUGAUGAUAAUGUUGACCAAUCACAGGAAACUAUUGGACAUAAAGCAGAAAUGCACCACUGCCAAACAGGAGCUUACAAACAAUCUACAAGUGAGACUGAAGUGGUGUUGCUAUGUAAUGCUUCACGCAGAUCAGGAUGGGGAAAAGCUGCAGGCCUUACUCCGUCUCUUAACAGAACUGCUGGAGAGAGUUAGAGUCGUAGAGGCUCUCGGCACCGUCCCCCAGAUGUAUUGUUUGGCUGUUGUGGAGGUUGUAAGGCGGAAGAUUUUUAUUAAACACUACAGAGAGUGGGCCAAUGCUCUAGUAAAGGAUGGAAAACAGCUGUAUGAGGCAGAAAAACUUAAAAGGGAAACCUUUGGGAAAUUGUUCAGAAAAUCAUUUCUCAGAAAUCGUUUGUUUCGAGGACUUGACUCUUGGCCUCCUUCGUCUUUUUGUACACGCAAGCCUCGUAAGUUUGACUUUGAACUUCCUGAUAUAUCCCUAAAUGAUCUACAGUUUCUGAAGUCCUGUUGUCCUGCAGAGGUUCAGCCUUUCCUCAGGGUUCCAACACUGUGUGACUUUGAGCCUUUACAUCAGCAUGUUCAGAUUCUUCACCAACUGGUGAAAGCUGCUCAGAGUGUGGAUGAAAUGUCUCAGACCAUAACUGACUUGCUGAGUGAACAAAAGGCAUCUAACAGCCAGGCGGCUCAAAGAUCCACCACAAUACCAAGGUCUGAAAGUGCAACCGGAACUAUUUCUACCUCUUCCAAAACACCAACAUCACUUACUCUUCAGGCUCCCCUCUGUCAGCCUCUGAAUCUGCCAGCUCCAUUAGAGGAUUUAUCUCCAGACAGCAUUGAUGCCCAUACAUUUGAUUUUGAGACUAUUGGACAUCCAAACAUGGAUCCAGUUUUGAAACAAGAAUCUCUAGACUUGGACUCUUUAGCAGAGAGCCCUGAAUCAGAUUUUAUGUCUGCAGUUAACGAGUUUGUCAUUGAAGAGAACCCUGCUUCCCCCACUGCUAUCAGUGAUCCAACAAGUCCUGAAAUGAUGGUGGAAUCUCUUUAUUCAUCUGUUAUUAAUGCAAUUGAUAGCAAACGUAUUCAGGAUACAACAACAUUGGAAAAAGAGAACUCAAGAAUUGCAAUGUUAAAAGUAUGCAUAGAAAAAUAUAGAUUCGCUGCUGAAGAGUCCCAAUGUAAUUUGAGAAGCAUCAAGGAAGAUCUUUGCCAUUUCCGUGGUCUGGUUCAGAAAGAGCAACGAGAUUUCAGCUAUGCUUUAAAAUCUGUGUCAGCAGAAAUACAAAACAUCAUUGUCAGUAUUAGGUAUUCCCUCGAGGAGGACUUAAAACAACAGCAUCAGCAGGAAUUGCAACUUCUCAAAACAGAUCAUGAAAAAGAAAUUCAAAAUCUUAAAGACGUAUCAGAAGUGAACCAAAACAUCCUAAAAGACCUGAAAAAGGCUUUGCUCGGCCUUGAAGAAACCAUACAACAUAAAGAAAACGAAAUAUCUUUGUUAAAAGAGGAAAAGGACAGGUUUGUAAAAUCUGAAAGCUGUCAAAAACAAAAAUUAUGUGAUUUGGAGCAAAACAUUUUGGCACAAAAUAAUGAAAUACAGUCCCUCUUGCAGUCCAGAGAAUCACUAGCAGAUCAGUUAGAACAUCUUCACUUUGAGAUUGAACGUAGUCAACAAAAAAUGAAGCUUGAACUUGAAAGCCUGGAACAGUCUCACCUCAAGGAUCUGGCGGAAAGGCUUCAGGCAAAGCAUGGUGAGGACCUGGAAGCUUUAAAAAAUGAGCAUCAGGUAGAACGUGAUGCUUUAACUAAAGAAAACAUGGCAAAGCUGGAUGAACUACUAGAGGUCCAUAGGACAGAGUUGAGAGCACGGGAAAGUCAUCUGAAGGAACUUGAACUUAGAAUUUCUGAACUCUCAGAUGUGAGGUGUAAGUUGGAAGUUGAAAUGGCACUUAAGGAAGCGGAAACAGAAGAAAUAAAGUUACUGUAUGAAGAAAGCAAAUCUCACCAAGAGGAAACUAUAAAUUCCAGAGUUGAAAUGGAGACCAAAGCUCUGAGAAAAGAGAUUAGUGAUCUAAAACAGCAACUUCAAACUAAGAAUGAUGAAUAUGAGGUCGGAAUUGCAGAGUUGAGAACUCUAAUGAGGAUCGAAAAAGAUCACUGUAUCUCUGAGCUUGUGGACAGACAUGAAGAGGAGACCACUUUACUUCACAGUGAACUUUCAUCUGUUCGACAGAAAGCACUUGAUACUGAGAAAGCCCUUGCAGAGCAAGUACAGCAAAUCCAGAGUGAUCUGGAGAAUCAUCUUGCAGCUCACAAAAAAGAGACAGAAGAAAAUGAAAGAGCCUUUCAGGAGCAACAGCAGCAAUUAAAGACAAUAAUCUGCCAACUGCAGGCAGAAAAUGAACUUCUUUCAAACAGUCUAGCACAAGUGAAACAGACUGUUAUCCAAGGUAUGGAUAAAGAAAAAGAGGAAGCAGUUAAGGCUGCCUUAUCCGAAGCCACUAAAGAGUUUGAACAUCGCAAGGGGUUAAUUGAAGAGCAACUUUUAGAAAGAGUAAAACAGCUUGAAAAUCAGCUAAAAGAAAAAGGUUUUGGUGCACGGCAUUCUGAGGCCAUCUCUGAAAAACCAGUACUCGAUACUGAUCUCCAGGAGAGGUUACAAGAAGAGAGUGCUGCCUUACGGACACAGCUAGAAGAUCUGGAGAAGAGGAAAAAUGAAGAAUUGCAGACCCUGAAAACAUCACUCAUUGCAGAACAGCAGACAAACUUCAACACUGUUCUGACAAGAGAAAAAACGAAGAAGGAACAAAUAAUAAACGAGCUGAGUGACAAGCUUAAAAAAAUAACUGAACAACAAGAAAGGGAUAAAGAUCUCAUUGAAACUCUUUCUAAAGACCGAGCGGAAAUGCUUCAAGAAAAGAAGAAACUGGAGGAGGAGCUUAACAGGCUUCGCAGCAGUGCUCUGGUUUCCUCUGCAUUUUUUUCUGCCAACCAACCUGAUGCACAAGCUGCAGGAGCGUUUUCCACUGAAGCCCCUGCAGACUCUGAGAGGUUGGCCUCUGUUGCUGCCAUUGGAGAGGAUGGGAGAAUAGAUCCAGCAGUGGAGGCCAGCAUGAUGGCUGUUCAUGAAAACAUAACAAUGUUAUCUGAGGAAAAGCAACGGAUCCUUUUAUUAGAAAGGACUUUACACAUGAAGGAAGAAGAAAAUAAGCGUCUCAAUCAAAGACUGAUGUCUCAGAGCAUGUCUUCAGUAUCCUCUCGACAUUCAGAAAAAAUAGCUAUAAGAGAUUUUCAGGUCGGGGAUUUGGUUCUUAUUAUCUUGGAUGAAAGACAUGAUAAUUAUGUACUGUUUACUGUGGGUCCGACCCUUUACUUCCUUCACUCAGAGUCUCUAGCUGCUUUGGAUCUCAAACCAGCAUCAGGGACUCCAAGACGACCAUGGGUUCUUGGAAAAGUAAUGGAAAAAGAGUACUGUCAGGCAAAGAAGGCUCUGAACAGAUUUAAGGUUCCUCUGGGUACGAAGUUCUACAGAGUGAAAGCAGUACCCUGGAACAAGAAAGUAUAAUAUCAAGAUUUUGUCAAGAUCAUAUGCUGUUUUGAUUAUCAUUGUUUGUUUGUCUCAUCCUAUUCAUUAUGUAUCCUCUUUAUCACCAUGCACAAAGAGAAACAAUGUAAUCAUGAAUGGAGUCCUAGCUUCCAGCUACAGGAGUUUUUUUUUAACCUGGAAGAUUUAGAAAUGUGGACCAAAAUAUAUUUUUAAUUUAAUGUCAUGCCCUGUAUAUAUUGGCAUAAUAGCCAUAAUUUUGUCUGUAAAAUGAACAUAUGUAUUUGGAUGUUAUAUAUUAGUUUUCAUUAUUACCAGCAUUUGUCCUUUUGUGAAAAAUAUCAACAUACUUUCUCUGUACUGUUCUGAAAAUACUCGUUUAUCAUACCAUUUUAUGGAGGAAUGUUCAUGGCAUGCAUAUUAAUAUAAUUUAUCUUUAAUUUACUUCUCUAGAUAAAAGCUUUCAUUGUAAAUGUAGAUAAAAUACUGUUGUUCAGAACACAGUAUGAUGGCCCUCUGUUGUUGCAGAAAUUACAUUUUGAAAGACUGAAAGAAAAUUGUUAAUUACAGCAAUCUUUGAAAUGCACUUUCAGCAAAUAUGCUCUCAUGGAGUCAAAAAAAAGAAGUGAUUGUGCUGUUCAUACUAUAUAAACAGUACUAAACGUUGCCCACUAUCAUAGAUGUUGCAUAUGUAGAAAGCAUUAUUUCAUUUGGGUGAUCUUGUGUUUCAUGAUUGGAAUAAAUGUCAUUGUACAUUAACCAUAAAGUCAUUUAACAACAAAUUACUGUAUUGUAAAGGAAAUUUAGAGUUUUGAAACAAUAAAGGUUUGAACCCAAGCA
This is a messenger RNA of Lepisosteus oculatus (spotted gar), 6078 nucleotides long. The record is from RefSeq and is a predicted model, not a curated record. NCBI's taxonomy places the organism in Eukaryota, Metazoa, Chordata, Actinopteri, Semionotiformes, Lepisosteidae.